AUGCUACGGAGAAGUUUUACACUUUCAUCGAGUUUUAAAAGGGAUCAAACGAGUGAGACAUCACUUCAUCAGCUCAAUAGAUGGAUAUUAGAAUAUUUGACCUUUCAUGGGUUUUUUGAAACAUCAGCCACAUUUGAGCAAGAGAUUAACAAUAGAUUACUCAAUGAAAGGCCAACAUCAGCAAGAAUCGAUAAUCGUUCAAAAGUAAUGCCCGAGUCCCAACGAACUCAAAUCAAAGAUGAAAUGAUGUCCUCAUUGGAAGCUGGUGAUUACAAGAAUUAUUUUUAUUUGUGGGAAAAGCAUGUGUCUCCAAUGCUGAGAUCUAGUGAUCCAGAGACGCUCAAACUUGAAUUUUUCACUCGAUUGUAUUGUGCCACAAUUCCAAUGAGAGAGAAAAAAGACAAGCAAGAGCAUCGAAAAUACAUUCAAGAUUUUAAGCAAUACCUUGAUAUGAAGGCAGCAAUUUUGUCGACCUUUUCUGAGCUGCUUCCGUAUUAUGCAUUUCCGUAUAUUCCUGACCCUCCACACAUCCCUCGUUUGUCAACAUGUUCCAGAAUCAAGACGUAUUUAGAGAGCACAUUUUCAAGAAAUAUUGAGCAGCCAUAUCUUCAUUCGUUAGCUUCUUCACAGUCGCAACCUAGUGUUACCUCCAGUUCCAAUAAUUUACUCUCUUCCAUGAAUUUAAAUAAUGGCUCAGGAUACAAACAAGUUGUCGAGCAACAGAAAAAAGAGUUUACUGCCCAUAUGGACUUUAUACAAACCAAGUAUAGAGAACUUUUUGGAUUGAGCACCGAUUUAAUUCGGGCAUUGGAAGGAGUCAUGUCCGGAAAGAAGUUGAACAAGCAAUUUUUAAAUGUGAUUGAGGACUCGUUAGGAUCUUUACAAUUGGAGUCAAUUCUACCCUCUAUGAUUCCAAGGAACGAAGAAAAUAGCAAUGACAAUGCAAUACCAUUUGUUUCUCUCGACUAUGCCAAGUUGAAACACUUUUUCCUAAAAGAGAGCAACUCUGCAGUGAUACCAUACGUGCUGCAAGCUCUUCGUUGGAGAUUGUCCAAAUCCUCGAGUUUACGAAUGAAAAUUAAUAAUAUGAAAACAAUGAUCUAUUAUGACAUUUUUGGAAUUGUAAAUAAUGACAAGGUAGGGCUAAUAUUGAACUUUAUAUUUUAUCUUUUAAUGUAUGAUAAUCUUUUUUAUCAUUUUUUGAUAUUGAUCAACAUUAUUGCUUCGGAAAAUAUUGGACUUGUAUAUCUUACCAAAGAUUUUCCCAGAAACUCAUUGGUAAGCGACCUAAUUCAAAUACUUGAAGUGGAACAGUCAGAUACCAUUAUUCGACAAAACGUCAUUGCAAUCCUACAAAAAGUUAGCGUAAAAUCUCGACCUCAGCUUCAAAUGAUUGAAAGCGACGUCAUUGAAACAUUAUGCAGAAUUCUUAGUGACGGUGCUCAAAUGUGCAGUGAGUAUUCAACAGAGUAUGGAGUGGCCUUACUGAUGAAUUUAUGUUUGGGGAAGGGAGCCAUCGUACGUUGCGAAAAAACAGACUCUAUCAUUGAUGUGUUGAUGGAUUUGGCACAACAUGAAAGUCCUCAAGUAAGAACUUAUGUCAAUGGCACUUUGUAUAGUCUACUGAAUUCUAGUGCUGUACUGAAAGAAAAGGCAAUCUCGUGCGGUAUUGAGGAUCGUCUCAGGAUUAUUAAACAACAAUCAGAGGAUGAACUCGCAAAACAAAUUACAUUCAUUCAGCAAGUUUUAGAGCGAGAAACAGUGGAGGGAGAGACAGAAGAUGAGAACCUUGACGAUGAAGAGGAGGAAGAUCUCAAUUCAUUACUACUCCAAGAUGUAGAAUCAGAUGAAGUGAUUGAUACUGAAUUGGAAGAGGAGAGUUUAUUAUGGUCAGAAGAUCAACCUAUAGGAGAAGAGUUGCUGUGUAAUUUCCUUGCCUCCAAUGAACAAGCAGAGGAAGAGCAAGACUUGUUAAAAUCAAAGGAAUAA
This is a messenger RNA of Naegleria lovaniensis, 1989 nucleotides long. RefSeq lists its product as uncharacterized. Gene Ontology annotation, molecular function: protein binding. Lineage: Eukaryota; Heterolobosea; Eutetramitea; Acrasida; Naegleriidae. The record is from RefSeq and is a predicted model, not a curated record. The transcript has 6 exons. Gene Ontology annotation, biological process: cilium assembly. Gene Ontology annotation, cellular component: centriole; ciliary tip; ciliary basal body. Bases 1 to 1989 code for a protein of 662 amino acids.